Molecule: messenger RNA, 1272 nt
Organism: Saccostrea echinata
Lineage: Eukaryota; Metazoa; Mollusca; Bivalvia; Ostreida; Ostreidae
Product: regulator of microtubule dynamics protein 1-like
Exons: 9
Coding region: 84-1013 (309 amino acids)
Cellular component (GO): mitotic spindle pole; spindle microtubule; cytoplasm
Molecular function (GO): microtubule binding
Source: RefSeq, a predicted model, not a curated record
AAGAACCACCUGCGACUCUUCAACGUAAGAAGAUUAAAACGGUCAAUUCUAAGGCGUGAUGCAGACAGCAACAGUUCUUCAUAAUGUUUUCCAAAGUAACAAACGUGUUUGCUUUCUCUUUGUGUAGAAAACUAGGUAAAUUCCAAUCAUUUAGGAAAUUUCAAAGUAUUGGACAGAUUUUUUUCAGAAACAUUGGGAAAUCAUGCAGGCAGUGGCAUUUGUAUUGCUUGCCAGCUCCAAUUGGGACAGUGUAUGCCUUCAGCUUUGGGAAAUCAAAAGAGAAGAAAGUUUCAGAUGAGGAAAAGCCAGAUGAAUUAAAAACUGUGAUAGAGACUGCUGACAAGUUAUAUCUAGAUUACAAAAUCCAGGAGUUGUAUGACUACCUCAUUGAAUUUAAAGACUGCGAAAGUGACGAGGUCAUGUGGCGACUGGCCCGAGCAGCUACUGACAAGGGCAAGGCCAGUAGUGACCAAAAGGUCAAGAAAUCCUGUAUGUAUGAGGCAUUUGAAUAUGCUAAGAAAGCACUGCAGCUGAAUGAUAAGAACUUUGCUUGUCAUAAGUGGUAUGCAGUAUUGUUAGAUUACACCGGGGAGUAUGAAGGCACAAAAGCCAGGAUUUCUAAUUCCUUCUCUGUUAAGAAACACUUCCUGAGAGCUGUUGAAUUAAAUCCUAAGGAUGCUACAUCUAUACAUUCCAUUGGUUAUUGGUGUUUUGUGUUUGCAGACUUGCCAUGGUACACACGUAAACUAGCGGCUGCUCUGUUUGCCACCCCUCCAACCUCGACUUACUCGGAGGCACUUUAUUACUUUCAGCUAGCAGAAGAGGUGGAUCCUGACUUCUAUAGCAUGAAUUUACUGAUGAUUGGUAAAACCCACCUAAGGAUGAAAAAUUAUAUAGCAGCAAAAACUUACCUAUUGAAAGCUCGAGAUUAUCCUGUUCUGACACCUGAUGAUGAAAAGGCACAUGAAGAAGCUAUUCAGUUGCUGAAGAGUAUAGGUUUGAAAGACAAAUAGGGCAGUAAAAAAGGGACCAAAAAAUACUCAGACUGAUGAACAUUUGAUAUUAUCAGUGUCAUUGGACAUUAUUUUACCAUUUGACAUUUCUUGAAGUGGCUUUUCUCUCCGUGCACUCUGUAUUGAUGUACAGUUUAACUUAAUUGUCUAUUAUGAAGGGCCUAUUGUUGUGAUAGUAUUGGAUCUUCUAGUUGUCUCCCAUAUAUAUUUCAUGAUGUGUGAGCUAUGAAAUGAAUCUUUAAUAAAAAAAAAAAAUAAU